This is a messenger RNA of Durio zibethinus, 2229 nucleotides long. Its product is annotated as CDT1-like protein a, chloroplastic. The record is from RefSeq and is a predicted model, not a curated record. Gene Ontology annotation, cellular component: nucleus. Lineage: Eukaryota; Viridiplantae; Streptophyta; Magnoliopsida; Malvales; Malvaceae. Gene Ontology annotation, molecular function: DNA polymerase binding; DNA binding. Gene Ontology annotation, biological process: DNA replication preinitiation complex assembly; DNA replication checkpoint signaling; regulation of DNA-templated DNA replication initiation.
UACAUCCUCUGCCAUAAAGCCCCACUCGACCCACCCCAGUUCCUCUCAGCCGCCAAUUAUCUCUUCCCUCGUAUUUUCUCUGUAAUUUUCCAACCAUGAGCUCCUCACAUUCUCUAAAAUCCACCCCUCUCAAAUCCAAAAAAUCUCUGAACCUAACCUCUAAAUCGCCCGUUUCCAAAACCCCAGAAAAGCACGCCUCCCAGCUCCCCAACCGGGCUCGUAACAGUGGCGUUGCUCUCUCCAUCAAGGAGAUCCGUUCAGUUGCCCAGACCCAGCCCAAACCUCCGAAUGACCAUAAUAAAUCGGCCCGAAAACAGAUCUUAUCCUGGGCCACCGAAUCUCCUCCACCCAAAACCUCCGGUGACGGUCCCGAUAAGCUUCCUGAAAAGUACGAGAUAUUGUGUGGGUUCUUCGAUAGUUUGGAUUCUGCAAUCCGGCUGCUAAAACUGAAGGGCGCGAUGCCAACUUUUACUAAUAUCAGUCCCAAAAUAGAGUGCUUAACUGAUAGGAGGUUUUCAUACGGCCACUUGGCCCAAUUGAAGCAUAUUCUACCCGAGGCGAUUGAGAUAAAGAGGAUUCUGAUCUUUGAUGAGGGGACUAGUUGUAUGAAACCAGAUCUCCGCAUUAGCAUCAUUGCCGAUGCAAUUGACUGUGGGCAUGAUUCAGAAUCUGAGACCAAGAAUCUGAGCUUGAGGAGGGUUUUUCGAGCUCGGCUUGCAGAUUAUGUCAAGGCUCAUCCUGAGGGUGGUGAAAUUCCAGAAGAAGAUCUCCCAGAGCCAUUCAAUCGUUCAAAGCAGAAUAAGCGAUUGAACAUGAUCAAAGGACCUAUUUCAUUGUCAUCUGAUGAGUCAUCAACUGAUACACCGUCAGAGCAGCAAUCCUUGACAGCACAAGAUGAAGUAAUUCAAGAGGAAACACGACCGCAACCAUCCAAUCAUUCAAAUUCCAUUUCAAGACUGGCUGUGGAGACAUUAGUUGAUGCAGUUAAUGACCAGCAACCUGUUGUAGCAUCUCAUGUAUCUUGUUCAUUUCGAAAGCGCUUUUCCCAAAAAGCCACAAGCAGAGCUCAGGAGGUUGUCCAAAAAUGUUCAAAGGUUUCCCUUCAAUCUACAAAUUUUCAUGUUCCAGAGCCAUGUGCUGACAGAUCUGCCUACAGUGACAAAACUAGCUCUGCUCCAACUCGAUCCCCAACUAAACUUUUAUCUAAACCAACUAUCUGUGAGACGAGUUCCAGAAGUUGCCACCUUGCAACUCCUGUCAAAGAAAUAAAUCAUUUGAAAACUGAAGAUGACUCUCCUACAAAAGCUGGCAGUAUUCAGUCCACUCCUGCAAAACUAGCUUCAACUCCCGCUAGGCUGAUGACUGCCACACCUACUUUACAGCCGGAAAAGAGAUGUUAUAUGAGCCCAAAUGAAGUUUCUUCCAGUUUAUCAAACAAGUUAGUUCGGAGGCCACCACGUACCAGGUCCUUGAAAUUUGACAGUCCUGUGAAGGAAGAGAAGGAUGUUGAUGAAGUGCAUGAGAUGGCAUGCAAUCCAGCCAAUAAUGACAAUGACGAUGUUCUCUCCAUUCUGCCCGCGAGCCUUCUGCAUUCAAUAAGGGAGAAAGAGAGGAAAGCAAUGGAGGAGCAAGACCCAGCAAUCUCACAAGCAAAGAGGCGACAAAGGAUGAUUGCCUGCCUACCUAAGCUCUUCAACAUGAUUCACUAUCUAUUCCAGUCCAUAAAGCGCUCUGUUAUUACCAAAGAAGAGCUUAUGCACAAAAUAAUUGCUGGCCAUUGUGAUAUUGCUGAUAGAGGAGAAGUUGAGGAGCAGCUAAAACUGUUGCAAGAGCUAGCUCCAGAAUGGAUAUCUGAAAAGAUGGCCUCUGCUGGGGAUUUACUUGUUUGCAUCAAUAAAGUGUCAAGCCCUGAGUCAAUUCGAAUGCGGCUUCAAGAAGCAAAAUGAGUGGAGAAUCAGUGCCCAGUUUCAUUAAAUUAUAUAUGAAGUUAUAUUGACAGAUGGAGUUCAAGUUUCUGACCACAUUCAGCUUUUGUAAAGUUUUUGUACAAGUUUGAUGCAUGUAUAACCAUAUUUAGGUAGAAGAUGUAGGAAUGUAAGAUGAUAGCUACUAUUGAGUUUGAAGUAUGAUGCAUGUAUAACCAUAUUUAGGUAGAAGAUGUAGGAAUGUAAGAUGAUAGCUACUAUUGAGUUUGAUCCACCAUGUCAAUACAAGUGCUUUUCUUGACUA